This is a messenger RNA of Eremomyces bilateralis CBS 781.70, 504 nucleotides long. RefSeq lists its product as uncharacterized. Lineage: Eukaryota; Fungi; Ascomycota; Dothideomycetes; Eremomycetales; Eremomycetaceae. The record is from RefSeq and is a predicted model, not a curated record. Bases 1 to 504 code for a protein of 167 amino acids. The transcript has 3 exons.
AUGAGCGCCGCAAGCGAGAACCGCUGGCGCCGACCGCCACCGGCCAACCUCGCUGCGCCGCAGAACCCCCGGCAGCCAUCGUCUGGCAGUUCCCGCGAUCGAUCCAACACCCCGUCGCGGGACAAACAGACGGGGAACCUGCAAUCUCCGGGAACGAACGUCUGGACCCGCGGAGCGUCUCAGAAGUCGUCCGCGCCACAGUCCCCCGGAGCCGCGAGCCAAUCUUAUGCGAGCGGAAAGGCGGCGGUGUCUCCGGCGGACGAGAAGCAUGUCCCCGUGAACGGAUUCAAUUCCGCGGAAACCAAGGAAUUCCUGAAGCAAUGCUACACGCGGGCAGUGGGUGGGGCCGACGUGCGACAUUGGAAGCCAUCGGAUGGCAGUGCAAGCGCUGGAAAAGCAGCGGCUUGGGGUAGUAGGCCGAAUGCCAUGGCAUCCGGCCAGGACUUCUGGGUGCAACUCCGAAAGCAGAUUGGCAACCUCGAGUCCCAGGUACCCAAAACAUGA